Eptesicus fuscus (big brown bat) is the source of this 1320-nucleotide messenger RNA. RefSeq names its product exosome component 6 (gene EXOSC6). Gene Ontology annotation, biological process: nuclear mRNA surveillance; poly(A)-dependent snoRNA 3'-end processing; U4 snRNA 3'-end processing. Lineage: Eukaryota; Metazoa; Chordata; Mammalia; Chiroptera; Vespertilionidae. Gene Ontology annotation, cellular component: nucleolus; cytoplasmic exosome (RNase complex); nuclear exosome (RNase complex). The transcript has a single exon. The record is from RefSeq and is a predicted model, not a curated record. The coding region runs from base 37 to 855 and encodes 272 amino acids.
CGCGCGGCGGAAGCGGCUCGCACGCCUAGCGCCGCCAUGCCCGGGGACCAUCGCCGCAUCCGCGGGCCCGAGGAAUCGCAGCCGCCGCAGCUGUACGCGGCGGAGGAGGACGAGGCGCCCGACCCCCGCGACCCCUCACGGCUGCGGCCCGUGUACGCGCGCGCCGGGCUGCUGAGCCAGGCCAAGGGCUCGGCCUACCUGGAGGCGGGAGGCACCAAGGUACUGUGCGCCGUGUCCGGCCCGCGCCAGGUCGAGGGAGGAGAACGCGGCGGCGGCCCGGCGGGCGCGGGAGGCGAGGCCCCGGCCGCGCUGCGGGGACGCCUGCUCUGUGACUUCCGCCGCGCGCCCUUCGCGGGCCGCCGGCGCCGCGCGCCCCAGGGCGGCGGGGAGGAGCGCGAGCUGGCGCUGGCCCUGCAGGAAGCGCUGGAGCCCGCCGUGCGCCUGGGCCGCUACCCGCGCGCGCAGCUCGAGGUGUCCGCUCUGCUGCUGGAAGACGGCGGCUCGGCCCUGGCCGCCGCGCUCACGGCUGCCGCGCUCGCCCUGGCCGACGCCGGCAUCGAGAUGUACGACCUGGUGGUGGGCUGCGGCCUGAGCCGCGCGCCGGGGCCUGCGCCCACCUGGUUGCUGGACCCCACGCGGCUGGAGGAGGAGCGCGCCGCCGCCGGCCUCACUGUGGCUCUCAUGCCCGUGCUCAACCAGGUGGCCGGGCUGCUGGGCAGUGGGGAGGGGGGCCCGACCGAGAGCUGGGUCGAAGCCGUGCGCAUGGGUCUCGAGGGCUGCCAGCGCCUCUAUCCUGUGCUGCAGCAGUGCCUGGUGCGGGCUGCCCGCCGGCGGGGCGCCGCUGCCCCGUCCUGAACCAGAAGCCGGAGGAAUCACGGACGCCCAGGACCUGCUGCCGCCGCCGCCGCCACUGGUCGGCUUCCAGGCUGCGCCGCCCUGAGAACUCGGAGCACCUGAGAGGAUCUGGGGAGACGCGCCCGGAACUGAUGCACAGGACAGCUGUGUUGGAACAAUUUUGUACAAACUGACUAGUUAAAGAUACUUUUCUAUUUAAGCUGGCUCUUAGCCCCGACCCAAGUUGGAAAGGACUUCGGCUGGGCAGAGGUGGAAAACGGGACCUGACGCUACUACCGUCUUGUGAGGGGUGGACCCUGUGCAGACGGGCCAGUGACUCUCUCCUCUGUGACUGGGCUGCUUUUGAGAGAGCGGACAGGGGCGCUGUGCCUUCUCACUUACAUCUGAGCUAAAACAGAACAAAAAUCCUUUUCUAUCUGAAAAGCCUUCUGCUGUGGUUCUUGGUACAGGAUUUAAAAGAGCAAG